This is a messenger RNA of Caenorhabditis angaria, 19381 nucleotides long. The record is from the annotation of a GenBank genome assembly. Lineage: Eukaryota; Metazoa; Nematoda; Chromadorea; Rhabditida; Rhabditidae.
AUGUUUGCCAAUGAAUCGAUGGCUGAACAAUUGCUGUCAGAGGUUGGUUUUUCUCAUUUUUUGCCUGAAAAUCUGAAAUUUUCGCUUAGAAAUUGCUCAUUUUAAGCCGAACAUCUCGCAUUUUCCAGGUGAUGAAUGCGAUUCAAACAAAUCUCUCAAAACACGAGAAUUCGAUGCAAAAAGUUGUGAAAAUGUUUGUGAAAAGAGCUCAAGGAUUUGGUGGAGAUUUGGAGAAGAUUCGAGAAUGUGAUUCAGAAUUUGCGUGAGUUUUUUCUCGAAUUUUUGACUGAAAAUUUGAAAAAAUUGCGAUUUUUUGAGCCGGGAGACUUGUUUUUGCCUGCAAAUUCUACAUUUUGUUAGCUGAAAAUUUAGUUGCAAAUGAAAAAAAACCUCGAAAAUUCACUGUUUCAAAAAGUUGUUAUAAAAGUUUUGAUCGGUGAAAUUUUCUAAUAUACAAAAUAGUAACAAAAUAUUAAUAAUAGGAGAAAAUUCCACUGUUUCAAAAAUUAUUUUCCAAAAAUUUUCUGGCUCACAAAAUCUGUUUCAAUAUCGUUCUUCACUUGUUGUGCCAAAAAUCCAUUGAAAUUUCAAAGAUUAGGUUUUUUCCGGCAUGUCGCAAAAGCCCGGGCCGUCACAGGCCGGCCGAAAAAAGCAGGCUCGUUUGGGCCAAGGCUUGCACGGGCCUUGACAAAAAGCUUUCUGGCUCGCCUUUUCCAUUGUUGACAAUAAAUUAAGACCUCAUCCUCUUCCUAAAAAAAAGGACCGGCCCGGAUCGGCCCGUUUUUCGAAAACCCGAGGGCCGGCCCCGUUUUUUUGUUCCGAAAAAAUGCACUGUUUGAAUAAAUUUAUUUUGAAAAAUCUUUUUGUCUCUUCCUGUGAAAAUUCGGUAGCUUGCUUAAUUUUCACAACUCACCUCAAUCUAUGUAUCUCUUCCUGUGAAAACCUUGAAAUUUGAGCCAAAAAUCGAUUUUUGGUUGAAAUUUUCGGGUAAGCAAAUUUUCAACAAGCCUGAGUUAUGACGUGACAAAACCUGGUGACUUCAAAAGGCUAUACAGCUUCAAAAACAGUAUUAGUGGUGAAAAUUCUCAACUUCAAGUAAAAAAUUCAAUUCAAAAUCACCUAUAUCCAAAAAAUUCCAAAGUUCAAGAGAAUCAUGCCUGAACCUUGAAAUUUCAUCCAAAAAUCGAUUUUUGGUUGUAAAUUUUCGGGUUCUCGCGCAGGGAAAUCUAUCGCCAUUUUCUUUUUGAAACAAAAUCCCAUAGUUAUAAUCUGAGUUAUGACGUGGCAAACCUUCAAUUUCUAAUUUUCAGAUACAAUCAAAUCACAGCCAAUGAUCUCUCUUUCAUCCGCUAUGACAAAUUUCAAAGAAUGAUUGCCGAUUUACGAGAGCAUGUUCCAAAAGCUCGCGCAUUUAUCAGCGAACUUGCCGAAGAACCGCGUGACGUCAUUGCCCCAGGUGUUGAUUGCUUCCUAGUUCCCUUUGCAAGAUUGGCUCCUCGCGCAUUGAAUGCUGCUCUCCUAGGAUAUCGUGAUGUGCUCAUCGAACUGCCCACCAGCGAUUUCGAGGUGCAAAAAUUCAAACUUCCGGCGGCUGACGUGGCGAAUAAAUGUUGCGCUGAAUUGGUUGCACUGCAUUUCACAUGCGGAGAAUUUGGAGAGGCGAAAAAGAUGAUGGCGAAAUUGGUGAAACCUGGCAUUGCUCAUCCUAUAGUCAAUAUUGAUGAGAAGAAUGCGAAACUUCAGCGUGCUCCGAAAAUUAAUAACAUCUCCAUUGUUGUGGUAAUUUCAAUCACUUUUUUCGACGCUGUUUCUAUUUCUACGCGCGCUGAAAUGACUCUGAAUCACAGCAUUAUACUUUUCUCACAAGGAAACGUUUUUAAUGUUUCCCCCUGAAAAGAAGUGAUACUAUGCGGAAAGUGUAGUACGCCAGUGGGUGUGAAAAAGCCCAAAGGGAAUUUGGAAACAAUAAUUGAUUUUUAUGGGAAAGUUAUCACGGAAGAUUUUUUAAGAUGUCAUUUUCAAAAAAUCAUAAAACCUGUCAAACUCAACGAAAAGUUUCGAUCAACACAGGAUUCUGUAGCUAAAAUUGUUUGUGAAGCGAAAAAAAAAUUGUUUUGAAAAAAAUUUGUGAAGCGAGCGUAUUGCAGACCUUCUGCAGAAUGCAGCUCGGUCGUAUUUUGUUAGUAUCUGUUUCCAUUACUCAAGAAGAUAUGCUCCAAUUUGGAUUUUCUAGUAAAACUUCUCUAAAAAAGACAUUUUGAAAGCUUUGCUCGUAGCAGGGAUUGAACCUGAGUAUCAAAACUUCAUAAUUAAUGCGUUUAACGACUCGACCACAUGCGCAAACAUUUCUAACACAGGCAAUUCGCAAAAUGUCAAAAACUGGUCUGAAACGGGUAUUUGAGCAGUUUUGGACCAGUUUCAUGCCAGUUCAAUUUUGAACUGGUCAGAAACUUAUGAAAAACGGUUAUCGGAAAAUGAUGUUUCAUAACUAAUUCGGAUAAGAAAAACAAAGCUGUUAAUAAAAAAAGCGGUUUCGCUACAUUUGGAAUCAAAUUUUCUGAAAAUUUGAGUAGAUGAAAAUUUUGAGGUUACCAGUUUGAAACCGGUCAAAAACUGGUAUUUUAUUUUACAAGGGAAGUGCACGAGGUCAAGUUCUGAAAUUUUGAUGAACCAUAUCGAAAUAUACCAAAUCGACCAUUCAGAUCACGAAUCCGAAGUCAAAAAUUGCCACAAUCUCCUGUGAGCACAUUUCUGGAGCUCCAAAGUUGAAAUUGAGUUUUGGUUUUCGCCCAUUUUCACCUUGUUCGAGGGUGGAAAAUCAACUUUCAUAUUUCAAAUAAGGUUGUUCACCACAUUUGAAAACCUAUCAGCUUUUUAGUUUAUCAAAACAUAUCAAAAAACAGCUGAAAACUGCAAUUUUCAAAAAUGCACAAAAAACUUUUAAAAACGUGUGUGUUUACGUGUAUUUGUGAGUAUUUUCAGAACUUUUCUGAAAUUUGCAGUUUUCAGCUCGUUUUUCAUAUAUUUUUUGAUAAACUAAAAAGCUGAUAGGUUUUUGAAUGUGGUGAACAACCUCAUUUGAAAUAUGAAAGUUGAUUUUUCACCCAGGAACAUGGUGAAAAUAGACUAAAACCAGAACUGAAUUUCAACUUUGGAGCUCCAGAAAAGUGCUCACAGGCAUUUGUGGCAAUUUUUGACUUCGGAUUCGUGAUCAGCAUGGUCAAUUUGGUAUGUUUCGAUAUGUUUCAUCAAAAUUUCAGAACUUGACCUCAUGCACUUCCCUUGUUAGGUUAAUCUAACUUCAAAUUGACGCGAAAGGCAAAUACUGAAUGGGAUCCACUGAAUGGGAGCACUUUCAUAUUUAUGGGAGCAAAAAAUGGGAGCAGGUCGAAAAAACAUAGGAGCAAAAAAAGUAGUCUGAAUGGGAUCUGUUUUUGUUAUAUGAAUGGGAGCAGCAUUGAAAAUAAAAUAGACUGUCUGAAUGGGAGCAUGAUUUAUUUCUAAAAAUGGGAGCAGUUUUUGAAACUUUUUUGAAUGGGAGAACUUUCGCCAUUUUUGAUUAUUUUUCAAAUCUAUCAACAGUAACCCGAUUGUACAACUUUCAAAUUUUUAGACCCUGAAUAUUUUAUUUGCAAGACACAUUUUCUUGUGAUUCUAGUAUAUUAGCGGCUCGCUAGCAGUUGGUGCUGAAAAAUCAGAAUUCAGACUCAUAAAUUCUCGCAUAUGAACAAAUUUUCAAACUUGUCUGUUUCUCUACUAACCUCAAAAUUAACACUAUCAAAUUAAAGGUUAUCUUACAUCAAGAUUUUUCAAGAGAACCUUAUAUGUGCGAAUUAUUAUUGUUCUCAAGUAAUAUUUUUCUACAUAAUUGGAGAUUACUCAGAGAUUCGCUGGCCAGCUCGCCACCAGAUCGCUGCGGCCACCUGGAAACUGCAUGGCCGCCAGGUCGUCUUGAGUUUUCCGGCGACGUGGUCUGUAUGUUUGAAAUCCUGGAGAGCUGGCAAGACGGUGGUUUGUACCCAAAAUACUGCAUUUUCUACUGUUUUUUCACUUCCUAAGGCUUCUAGUGCUGCGAAAAAACAGAAAAUGAGCCAAUUUCGAAAAAAAACGAAAAUGUCUCGAUUCACAAGUUCUUCUGACAUUUUCAUGAAAAUUCAUUUCGACGAGGCGAAGUGGCCACCACGUGGUAGCCAUGUGGGCUUGACCUAGCCAUGUGGGCUUGACUAUAUUCCAGUAUAUCUACAUACAAAAUUGAUCACUUAAUUGGGUCACGCGAUCAAUUUUUAUUUUGGAUUUCUAAAAAUGCUCAUCAAAUCAAGAAGUCAGUUAUUUUAUUUUAAACGUGACCUUUUUAUUUUGAAUGAAGCGGGCACUCAAUUGAGAUCAUUCUCUAUUUUACCAAAAUUAUGAAAUGCCGGUUCGAAAAAUUCUGUUCUUAAUAUUCGAUAUCUGCUAAUAUUCAGAUUGAUUUUUAUUUUGAUCAUGUGGAAAGUUGGAGUGGACCGUUUAACAAUCUCUUAUAUAAUAAAAUUUUAAUUUUUGUGUUGCAGCUUAAAAUUCAGAUGGUGCCGCUACGCACAAAAUUUAGUCGAAAUCAUAACACUUUUAGGAUUCUGUGAUAGAAAAAUAAAAACUGAGAUGAACUAAACGGAAUAAUCUUUUUUUGCCAAAUUGCGCUUGAAAAAUUAGCAAAAAAAAAUAUCGCCCUCGAAAUUCAGGUUCUGAAUGCGGCAUGGUCGGAAAAAAUGUUGUUUUUUUUCUGAAGUUUUGAUGUUUUGUCAGUUCUUUGAUUUUUGGAACCGAAAAUCACCGCAGUAUCCAAUAUAACAGCACUCGAUUAAAAAAUAGGCUUUUCUCCAUUUCUUGAUAAUUUUUAAAACGUCAAAAUUCGAUGAGUAUUUCUGAAAAGCCCAACAAAAAUUUCAAAGAUCCAAAAUUAAACACGUGACCCAGAUCGGUGAUCAAUUUUGUAUCUCAGGUAGCAGCUUGCCCAUGGACUGCCCCUUACUCUGCCCUUAGAGCAGGUUCUAAGGGCUGCAUUGGAGCAUUUAAGGGGCAAUCUUUGGGCAUUUCAAUUAAACAAGGACAUCACGUUUAAAAUUCAAAUUAAUUCAAGCCACGUAAAAAACAUUUUCACUAAUUUUUCUGGUUUUCAGCUUGGAAAAAUGAAGUCUAGGCCCAAAAUGGGGCAGUUUGGAGGGGGUGCCUUCAUCAAAAGGGAGCAGCCUUCAAUUAAAUACAAGAAAACAUUAUUAUAAGUGUUUUAGAAGUAAAAAUUUUAUUAAACGAAAUAACAUAGGAUAUGCACUUCAGCUUGAUCAUCUUCUGCUUCUCAUUGUGAAAUCAAAUUUUCACAUAAGCUGAUAAUUUAUUUUUCGUGCAUUCGUGAAUUUUCUAGGUGAUUUGACCGAAAUUUUUCAAUUCAUAGCUGCAAUGUUUGAAGGAGUUGAUCCAAAACAACUUUUUUGAGAAUCGGAUAGAUUUUUACAUGGUUUGGAACACAUCUUAUCCAUUUAACAAUCACAGUGAUAAUCCCAGAAUCCGCUCCACUAUAUUUGAAUUGAUAACUUGCUCAGUUACUGCUUUUCUGAUAGAUAUUUGAGUGUCAUCGAAAUAGUUUGAUUCAUUCGCUAUUUUCUUGGCCAACAGAAUAUAAAAAAUGAGAAGAAAUUCCGAUUUCGAAACAGGACACGUAUCAAAACUAGGUCACGUUAUGAAAAAUAGCUAUAAAUUUAUUUUUCCCAUUGAAAAAUUUGCCCUUAGGGCUUGCCCAAGGUGCAAUUAUGGGGCAACCGCUUUCCUAAGGGCAGUCCAUGGGCAAGCUGCUACCUGAGAUGUAGAUAUACUGGAAUGUGGCUUGACCUAGCCAUGUGGGCUUGACCUAGCCAUGUGGGCUUGACCUAGCCAUGUGGGCUUGACCUAGCCAUGUGGGCUUGACCUAGCCAUGUGGGCUUGACCUAGCCAUGUGGGCUUGACCUAGCCAUGUGGGCUUGACCUAGCCAUGUGGGCUUGACCUAGCCAUGUGGGCUUGACCUAGCCAUGUGGGCUUGACCUAGCCAUGUGGGCUUGACCUAGCCAUGUGGGCUUGACCUAGCCAUGUGGGCUUGACCUAGCCAUGUGGGCUUGACCUAGCCAUGUGGGCUUGACCUAGCCAUGUGGGCUUGACCUAGCCAUGUGGGCUUGACCUAGCCAUGUGGGCUUGACCUAGCCAUGUGGGCUUGACCUAGCCAUGUGGGCUUGACCUAGCCAUGUGGGCUUGACCUAGCCAUGUGGGCUGGACCUAGCCAUGUGGGCUUGACCUAGCCAUGUGGGCUUGACCUAGCCAUGUGGGCUUGACCUAGCCACCUUGCCAGCGAAAAAAAAUCGGGCGACAUGGUUUCCAUGCGGUUUCCAGGUCAGCCAGCCUCCUCACCUGGUGGCGAGCUGGCCAGCGAAUCUCUGAGUAUACACUAAUUAAUCAUACACAAUUUGAACUGUUUUUGAGUUGUUCCGCUGACAACUUCCCAAAAAUAACUAUAUAUUCAAACAACCGACACCAAGGUGCGACCUACUCUUUUUCAAAAAUUGUGUUAUACUUUAGGAGGUUAUCUAUCUGAUCAAUGAAGAAUAAAACAUAAUUUUGUGCAAACCUUCUUUUCAAAACUGCGUUUCGCACGGUCAUUUUUUAGUAUUGUCAAUCCGAAAAUAUAAGAGCAGCGUAAUAUAUAAAUAAAAACAUACAGUAGACUUUUCGACUGCUCUGAUGGGUGAGCUUGAUUGAGAAACGCAGAAUUUUUAAUCCAUCAAACUACAUAGAUAGGAAUAAUUUGUUGAACUAUUCAGGGUCUAAAAAUUUGAAAGUUGUACAAUCGGGUUACUGUAGAUAGAUUUGAAAAAUAAUCAAAAAUGGCGAAAGUUCUCCCAUCCAGAAAAGUUUCAAAAACUGCUCCCAUUUUUAGAAAUAAAUCAUGCUCCCAUUCAGACAGUCUAUUUUAUUUUCAAUGCUGCUCCCAUUCAUAUAACAAAAACAGAUCCCAUUCAGACUACUUUUUUUGCUCCUAUGUUUUUUCGACCUGCUCCCAUUUUUUGCUCCCAUAAAUAUGAAAGUGCUCCCAUUCAGUAUUUGCCACGCGAAAUACUUUUUAAUGCUUUCAGAAACAUUUUCGCAAGGUUUUGAUUAUUCUCACGUGAAAAUUUCGAAUUUUGAAAAUUAUCACCAACCAAGUAGAAAACUGUUGUGAAACCAGUCAAAAACUGGUGAACACUGAAGUUGUAGUUUUUCAUGACCUGAUAGGCUUUGUGAUAUAAAUACGAACUAAUGUGUACCGAAAAACAGUUUGACAUGUUUUUCAAUUAUCAGCUUUCAUAAAAUCACUGAUUGUUUAUCAUUUAACUGAAAACAGCCAAGAACCAGUGAAAAACCGGUCAGAAACCAGUAUAUGAUUGAAUUUUGAGAAUAGGGCUGAUCUAUUGAUGUCACGCUUCAAGAAAUAAUAACAUUGUGACCUUGUUUUAUUUUCUAAGUUCCUUAUCGUUGUUGAACUGUUUUUUCCGAUUUCUUAUAGUGAAAACAAGAAAAAGCAUGUUUCCCUAUGCAAAACACAAUUUGCAAACAACACUCCGCUUUUUGCACUUGCCCCUAUUUUAGUGAUGGCGCGGUUUUUCUUUUAUUUAUCAUUUUUCUUCUUUUUUUUAACUGUUUUCUCGUUUAACUUUGUGAUAAAUGAUGUUUUGAAGUGGAAAACUAAUGUAUUUUUUACAGCAGUAUGUGCGGAUAUGACGACAACUCGAGUUUUUGCCGAAACAAGUGGUAAUAGAUGGAAAAUCAACAGAAAGGUGAGGUGAACUAACUUAUUGCAAAAUACUCUUACAUUUUUGUGUUUUAGAACUUCAAUAUGCUUGCGAACCUCGCAAAAUCGAAGUGAUAACAUUGUGGCGAGGCUGCUUAUGAGGAACGAGAGAAAAAGGUUUGUCUUUUCAAGUUUUAUCUUAAAAACAUAGCGUGCUGUUGCCAUUCAAUUUCUUCAGUAGUAGAGAAAAAAGAAAAUCAAUGUUUCUUCACUUGAUAUAACCCUAUCAUAAAUGUUCUUUCAUUUUAGUCAGAAAAAUUUGAAUGGAAAUAUCGCUUAAAUAAAGUGGUGCUGCAGAUUAGUUUCUUCUCUGACUUGUGAGGAAAACUGGGCUAAACUCUGAACACUGUUUCGCCUCAUUUGUUCAAUACUUAUCACCGCAUUUUUCUGUGGGAAGAACUACAGGGUGUACCAAAAGUAUACGACGGACUUUCUCAUGAGUCCUGAAGCUGCCAGCAGGGUCUAAAUCCUAAUAUAUUGUGUUCAGUCGAUGUCUGAGGUGCCCAAAAACUAAAAUGUAUACUGACUUGAUAAACUUUUAAUUUCCACGUGAUUAUCGUGACGUGAACUGAUUUUCUAUCUCAAAAACAAUGAAAAACGUCGUUGGUUCUGAAGUCCAUACCACAUCGAGUAGAAGUUCAAAUGAGCCGAAAAUUUUUUUCUGAAUAAGCGAAACCAUCAGCAAUAUGGAAAAAGUUAGCUUGAAUCAGUUACUGUCAUUGUCUUAGAAAAAUUAGCUAUCAGAAUAAGACAAAUUUUGGUGCGCCGAGCAUGAGGGGUUUUUAGCAAUCUUCACAGUCAACUGAACCGGUUUUGAUUUCUGUUGUAACAAAAUCUAUAGCGAUGUUAAAAUAUGAUAAUUCUGUACCUCUGAAGUAGCUUUCAACUUGUGAAUAUGACUUUCUAGCUGAAAUUUCACCAAAUCUGUUUCAUUUCCAAAAACAGCUGUUUUUUUCUGAAAUAUCUCAAAUUUUUGAUAUUUCUAACGAAGAAAUGUUCCCGAAAUGAUUUGAAUGAAUGGAACAGGAUAAUAAUUGGAUAUUUCACAAACUUAAAACAGAAUAUUCAAAAUCUAGCGUGAAAUUAGUCAAUUUGGGGAUAUAUCGUGAUUUUCGACAAUUUUAUCCAAAUUUCAAAAUUUGAUUCGAGCACCGAAAAAUAGAAAAGUAACUCAGAUAUUCCUAUUUGAUGGAUGCUGAUCGUUAUUAGAGGUCUUUAGGUUGAUCAUAAAAAAUAUUGAAACCAACUUGUAAAACUAGCUCAGAUAUUAGAGGUCUCUGAAGUUCAAGAGUGAGGCGGCGCACCUACGUUUUUCAUGAACCACUAACCUAGCCAUAAAAUCAAACUCCAAGUCAAAGUGAAAAAAAUAUCAUGAUCAAAGUUACUGAAUUAUGUCUUAUUUACCCAUUGAACACAAUAUAUUGAAAAAAAAUUAACCAUCUAACCGAAUUAUGAUAUAAAACAGAGUGUCGCAUACUUUUGGUACACCCUGUAAUCUAUAUCACAGUCUAACAAAACAGCUUCACCGGAAUACUCAUAACAUCGAAGUUAGUUAGACCAGACUUCAGAAAUCAGAAAGUUUCACUUCAAUGUCUUAGAAAACUACCACUUUUUCAGAAGUUAGUGUGAUCUCUUAGCCAUCCAGUAAAAUCUCGAAAGUGUUUAUUACUCAAAGAAUUGCUGAAACUUAAAAAAAUUAGAUUUCUGUUUGAAUUCAAAUUACAAGUUUUGAAAAUUCGUGAUUCAUUCAGCACAUAUGUUUAUAUAUAUAUUUAUUCAGAUAGUUUAAGUAUGCAUACACACAAUGAAAGAGAUAAAAACAUAAUAUAGUUCCAAUGGGGAGUAAAAUAGUUAUAGGAUAUUCACAUGAAAAAAAGGGGGUAAAGGUUGAAGAAUGGGGGCUAGAAUUUCAGAUGUGGAGAUCAUUGGAAAAAUAAAAUUGUGUGGAUCGCAUAAAAUAAACUUCCCGAAUUCUAAAAGACCCAGCUCCCGCAAGAGAACCGGUCAGUUUUUUUUGUUUUUGAUACUUUAAAGAAAAAUAAUACGGAACUUGACAGUUAGGCUUUUGGUAGGAGUGAAGCUCGAAUACCCUUAACAAACACAGCAAAUGAUUUAGCGUUAAAGUCAGGAGAAAUGAGAUGUGAUAUAGUAUUCCAUUGUGGAAUGACAUGAGAAUAGAAAGAGUUUGGACAUUUCUGGACAGCGACUAAUCUAAAUGGAUGGCGAGGAAGAGAAGUGUACUUAACAAAAUCAUUAAUUUCUGGUUGGUGGGAAAAACCAUUAAGAGAUUUGAAUAAAUGUAUUAAGUUUGAUUUAAUUCUGCGUGUUUUGAUAUCAGACAUAUGAAUUUGUGCUAGACGAUCUUCAUAGGAAUUGAAGGCAAUAUUACAACGAUUAAAGGCUUUUCGAGUGAAGCGUCUUAAAGGGCUUUCUAAUUCAAUGGCAAGUUUUUUAGAUAUAAAUGGGUCAAAAACUUCACUGCAAUAUUCCAGUAAGGGGAGCACGUACAUUUUGAAAAGUAACAUGUAGUGAUCAAUAGAGCUGAAGUUGAAUAGUUUUAGUAUUUGAUUAGCUCUAAGGUUUGCGUUAUUGACUAAAUUAUUUACAUGUCUUUCAAACUUAAGCUUACUAUCAAUAACUACACCAAGGUCCCGUACAAAUUCCUUACUAGGUAUUUCAAUGUUAUUUGCAAAAUAUUUAGUUUUUGGAUUGUUUUUGCCGAAAUGAACUACGGUGGAUUUUUCAGGAGCCAGAUUCAUUGAAUUUUCACGAGCCCAGAAGCAUAUUUUAUCAAUGACUACUUGAAUUCGUUCUGGAUCUGAACCUAUGAUUUUCAGAUCAUCAGCAAAAGCUUGAAUUUCAACAUUAUCUUCCGAAAAAUCGAAAACCGAAUUAAUAAAUAUUAUGAAGAGUAUAGGCCCAGAAACACUACCUUGUACUACUCCUGAAGUGACAGGAGCUGACUUGUCUGAAAUUGAGUUACCAACCUUAACUUGGAACGAGCGAUCCUCAAGAAAAUCAGAAUACCAAUCGCACGUGAAAUUAUCGAGACCGAAUUCACGGAGUUUAUUAAUGAUUAGACUGUGAUCGACUCUAUCAAACGCUUUUGCGAAAUCAAAAUAAACUACAUCUGUAUUUUUCUUAUUGAAGCUAUUUUUUCUGAUUUUGGUGAUUAGAUUGAUAAGUGAUGACUUGCAACUUCUUUUAUUCAAAAAACCGAAUUGAUUUUUUGAUAUUUUAUAACUAUAUUUGCAUUUUAAAUAGCCUACUAUAAUUCUUUCCAUUACUCUACAAAUUGGCGGUGUUAAUGAGAUAGGACGAUAAUUUUUUGGGUCAGAGGCUUUUCCCUUUUUGUAGACGGGAAGAACAAUAGAUUUUUUCCAAACCUUUGGGACUUUACCGGAAUUGAAAGAUAGAGAAAAAAUGAUCGAGAGGGGGUGGGCCAGGGAAGAUGCACAUUUUUUGAGCAUAAAAUAAUUCAAAUUAUCGUUACUAUAACCACAUUUACUAGGACAUUUGGAAAGAUAAUCAUAAACCCUAGCAGUAUCAAAUGUUAUGGGAGGGGAUUUAGAUGGACUAUUUGACGGGUUACAAUUGAUGUUGGAUGGUGGGGCAUAGUUUGAGGCGAAGUGUUUAUGUUCUCUAAUAUUUUUGAAUUUUACAGGUACCAACGGAACAGUCGGCUCAACCAGUGCACUCAAAGUUCUCAUAGAAGCCAAGACUCAACUUCAAUGGAUUUUAAGUGUUUUUGAAGCAAUAAAAACUUCUUAUUGCAAAUGUGUACGAUUUUAAUUUCCACAGAAAGUUUCUUAGGACCCAGAAAAAACUUAAUUUACCGGUUGUUGACUGGUUUCAAACCGGUUUCGACACCAGUUUUUGAUUGGUUUUCAGAACCGUAACUGGUUGGUUGCGAACGGUGGUGAGUUGGUCGGUUACUGACUUUUUGCAAAUUUCCUGUGUAAACUGCCGUUCAGGCGGUUUUUAGCGCAAAAAAUUAAUUUUUAUUUUUUCCGUCUGUAAAUGGCCGGGAACUGAAACAUUUAUAUAUGCCCAUAUACGUAACUUUGUGUGAGAUGAGACUGGAAAAAUCGAAUUCUACGCCCCAACUCUUUCUUCUGGUAGAAAAAAUCAAAUUUUUCAACUUUUCGAAUUUCUUUAAUUUUUUCAAAUAUCAACCUGAAACUGAGAUAAAAAUUUACAAUUUUAGCUACAGAAUCCUGUGUUGAUCGAAACUUUUCGUUGAGUUUGACAGGUUUUAUGAUUUUUUGAAAAUGACAUCUUAAAAAAUCUUCCGUGAUAACUUUCCCAUAAAAAUCAAUUAUUGUUUCCAAAUUCCCUUUGGGCUUUUUCACACCCACUGGCGUACUACACUUUCCGCAUAGUAUCACUUCUUUUCAGGGGGAAACAUUAAAAACGUUUCCUUGUGAGAAAAGUAUAAUGCUGUGAUUCAGAGUCAUUUCAGCGCGCGUAGAAAUAGAAACAGCGUCGAAAAAAGUGAUUGAAAUUACCACAACAAUGGAGAUGUUAUUAAUUUUCGGAGCACGCUGAAGUUUCGCAUUUUCAGUCAUAUAUAAAUAAGAAAAUGUGUUUCCAAAUUUAUCUCAUCAAAAAUAUCAUUUUCUUCAAGCUACAGUAAUCCGAGCUGCAAAUUAUUGUUGAAGAAUACGAUUCUUGCAGUUUGGGUUCCUGUAGUUCAUAAAUUAUCUGUAAAAUAUCAUUAUCUCAUCAAAAAUACCAUUUUCUUCAAGCUACAGUAAUCCGAGCUGCAAAUUAUUGUUGAAGAAUACGAUUCUUGCAGUUUGGGUUCCUGUAGUUCAUAAAUUAUCUGUAAAAUAUCAUUAUCUCAUCAAAAAUACCAUUUUCUUCAAGCUACAGUAAUCCGAGCUGCAAAUUAUUGUUGAAGAAUACGAUUCUUGCAGUUUGGGUUCCUGUAGUUCAUAAAUUAUCUGUAAAAUAUCAUUAUCUCAUCAAAAAUAUCAUUUUCUUCAAGCUACAGUAAUCCGAGCUGCAAAUUAUUGUUGAAGAAUACGAUUCUUGCAGUUUGGGUUCCUGUAGUUCAUAAAUUAUCUGUAAAAUAUCAUUAUCUCAUCAAAAAUAUCAUUUUCUUCAAGCUACAGUAAUCCGAGCUGCAAAUUAUUGUUGAAGAAUACGAUUCUUGCAGUUUGGGUUCCUGUAGUUCAUAAAUUAUCUGUAAAAUAUCAUUAUCUCAUCAAAAAUACCAUUUUCUUCAAGCUACAGUAAUCCGAGCUGCAAAUUAUUGUUGAAGAAUACGAUUCUUGCAGUUUGGGUUCCUGUAGUUCAUAAAUUAUCUGUAAAAUAUCAUUAUCUCAUCAAAAAUACCAUUUUCUUCAAGCUACAGUAAUCCGAGCUGCAAAUUAUUGUUGAAGAAUACGAUUCUUGCAGUUUGGGUUCCUGUAGUUCAUAAAUUAUCUGUAAAAUAUCAUUAUCGCAUUUCGGAUUACUGUAGCUUGAAGAAAAUGGUAUUUUUGAUGCGAUAAUGAUAUUUUCCAGAUAAUUUGUGAACCACAGUAGAAAUUUUCCAAGAAAUUAUGAAAACUUGUCUUCAUUUUUCAUUCAAUGCUAACAAUUGUUCGGGUAAUUAUCAUUUCAAAAUGUGUUUUUCGCUUUGAAAUAUGCGUGAGAAACCAAACAGUUUGAAAAAAAUAGAAAUUUGCUAACAAAUCUGUGGCCGUGGCCGAGAAAACCAAAUACCUGUGUAAUUCUCGCGAACGAAUAUUCAUUUUUUCUUUUUUUCACACCCGCUCAAACAAUGAAAAAAUCAGCAAAAUGGCUUUUUUAUUGGCAUACCAAUUUUAGCUACCUUAGAGGGCAUUAUAUGAGAAACUAAAAAUACCAUUAGAAUCAGCGUCUUUAGAUCUACAUUAAACUAUAUCAUUCAUAUUUUUAGUGGUCCUGCGAAGAAAGUUACGAUUUGCGUCGAGACCACGCGGUUAAAUAAAUACAUGUCCCUUUAAUUUGCAACGUAAAUCAAUGCAAAAGUUGGCGUACCAAAUUGUGUCAUAAUAAGGGAAGUUAGAGGAGAAAUGUAAAAUAUCACGAGAUUCAGUGUGUCGAGCCUUUAUUUGGUGUCAAAAAAAAGAUAGAGAAAGAAGAAAAAUCGUGUGGUGGGUUAAAUAAUACAUGAAAAUCGCACACAUAAAGCUUAUAAAAUCAGAGAAAUUUUAAGUUUUAUAGUUGAAAAAAGGUGCCAAAUGGGGGGAAAACUCAAACAUCGGGGUAGACCUAAACUAGGGAAAAUAAGAUUUUGUGAGAAGUUUUGCCCGCGAUAGAACUGGGCGAAGCGCAUGCAAGGGCGACCAAAAAACACACCAAACAGGACCAACCACUUCACAAAUCAUCAACUUCACAACAAAAUUCGGUGAUUUUUCUAGAGAAGCCUCCUUGGCGCUUGAAAAAUAUAUAGGAAAAAAGCAGAGUUUCGUUCGUUUUUCGCUAAAAUACAAUAGGUAGAUCUACACACAGAUGGAAUUCUUCCGCACACAAAAAAAGGGCACAACUUUUUGGUUGAAAAAUAGGGGGGACCGUUGUUUUAACACCAUAUCAUAAGAAAUACGAAAAAAUAAAGAUAAAAUAUAGGUUAGGAAUGCAUUGGUUUGGGGUUUUGGGGGGAUUCUCGUUUAUUGGGUCGAUUCUUGCGGAACUUCAAUUUUCACAACAACCAUGUCCGGGUUCAUUUGAGUGGCUUCCAAAAUUGCUUGACUCAAUUCCUGCAAAAUUAGAUAUUUUAAAUUUGAAGAGGAUUUUCCCGGCCUAGAAAUUCAAAACGAAAUUCUAGGUCAUCUGUGAAAUCCGGACAUACGUCGCAUACUCCCGUUUCAAAUCGGCCAGUGCAUACCCCUAUUUUUUGAAAAUUUUCGACGAAAGGGAUAACCCCCCCCCACGACCAUUCACUCCAAUAGAAAAUUGCCCACAGGGUCAGACGAGAGACGACGAGAGUCUAAUGACGUGUCUAAUGAAAUAUCUUUCCACGAAAUUCAUUUUCGGGAUAUUUUUGCAAAAUACUCUCGUCGUCUCGCGUCUGACCCCACGGGCGCAAUGGAUGGUCGUGCCCCCUUUUUUUUUCAUUUUUUUUCAUAUCCAGCUAUAGAAAUCUGAAAAUUACAAUUUUAUUGAACUAAGAAUUUGCAUCAAUGAGGCAAAUAGUAAAUUUUGAACUUGAGUUAAGAGUAGCAGGUCUUUAUUAGACCCUUAUCAACUAUGCUCCACAUAAAAAUCUAAAAAAAAAUUCACCUGGUUUCAAAUUGGGACCACUAUGUUCUUUUUUCCCCUGUGUUAUUAAAGAACACAGGGGUAAUAAGAACAUAGUGGUCCCAUCUUGAUACCAAGCUCAUUUCUUUGGAUUUUAUUGUGGAGCAUAGUUUAUAAGGGUCUAUUAAAGGUCUUCUACCCCUAAUUUAAUUAUAUAUUUAUGUGGAAAUUUUUUUGAGGCUUGAAUUGGUAUCCCUAUGGCAGGAUAUGCAGAGAAAAUUAUCAUCAAACACACCUGACGAGAGAGUGUCUCAAAAUUUUUGUGCAGCGUGGAAAUAUUUGCCAAAAAAAAAUUGUGCAGUGUGAAAUUUUGAAUUUUUUGCAAAUUUUCAUCAAAAUCCGCUGAAAAUCAAUCAAAACUACACUUUUUCGUAAAAAAAUGUACAGUGUGGCUUUUGAAAAUUUCUGUACAGUGUCCAUUUUGGACACGUCUCGGCAGGUGUGUCAUCAAAACUGAGAAAAUUUCAUAAAAAUGUUUUAUCUCAAGUGACAACCCCCUCCAAAAUUUGGUGUGAGGGACAACCCCUCCACGGGUCGAUUACCCCUGGCAUGCGACGUAUGGCCACGAAUCAUUUUUUGAUCAAAAAAUUUGAAAUUUUUAAUGAAUUCAAUUGUAUUUCGUGUGAUUUACCUCUUAUGAGUACACUUAAUUCAAAAAAAAUAAUAAAAUAAGUUUUUUUUCGAAAAAUUGAUCGAUGACUUCAUCCAUGGCAAAAUUAGGAAGCCUUCCUGAUUUUGCCACGAAUCAUUUUUUGAUCAAAAAAUUUGAAAUUUUUAAUGAAUUCAAUUGUAUUUCGUGUGAUUUACCUCUUAUGAGUACACUUAAUUCAAAAAAAAUAAUAAAAUAAGUUUUUUUUUCGAAAAAUUGAUCGAUGACUUCAUCCAUGGCAAAAUUAGGAAGCCUUCCUGAUUUUGCCACGAAUCAUUUUUUGAUCAAAAAAUUUGAAAUUUUUAAUGAAUUCAAUUGUAUUUCGUGUGAUUUACCUCUUAUGAGUACACUUAAUUCAAAAAAAAUAAUAAAAUAAGUUUUUUUUCGAAAAAUUUAUCGAUGACUUGAUCCAUGGCAAAAUUAGGAAGCCUUCCUGAUUUUGCCACGAAUCAUUUUUUGAUCAAAAAAUUUGAAAUUUUUAAUGAAUUCAAUUGUAUUUCGUGUGAUUUACCUCUUAUGAGUACACUUAAUUCAAAAAAAAUAAUAAAAUAAGUUUUUUUUUCGAAAAAUUGAUCGAUGACUUCAUCCAUGGCAAAAUUAGGAAGCCUUCCUGAUUUUGCCACGAAUCAUUUUUUGAUCAAAAAAUUUGAAAUUUUUAAUGAAUUCAAUUGUAUUUCGUGUGAUUUACCUCUUAUGAGUACACUUAAUUCAAAAAAAAUAAUAAAAUAAGUUGUUUUUCGAAAAAUUGAUCGAUGACUUCAUCCAUGGCAAAAUUAGGAAGCCUUCCUGAUUUUGCCACGAAUCAUUUUUUGAUCAAAAAAUUUGAAAUUUUUAAUGAAUUCAAUUGUAUUUCGUGUGAUUUACCUCUUAUGAGUACACUUAAUUCAAAAAAAAUAAUAAAAUAAGUUUUUUUUCGAAAAAUUUAUCGAUGACUUGAUCCAUGGCAAAAUUAGGAAGCCUUCCUGAUUUUGCCACGAAUCAUUUUUUGAUCAAAAAAUUUGAAAUUUUUAAUGAAUUCAAUUGUAUUUCGUGUGAUUUACCUCUUAUGAGUACACUUAAUUCAAAAAAAAUAAUAAAAUAAGUUUUUUUUUUCGAAAAAUUUAUCGAUGACUUGAUCCAUGGCAAAAUUAGGAAGCCUUCCUGAUUUUGCCACGAAUCAUUUUUUGAUCAAAAAAUUUGAAAUUUUUAAUGAAUUCAAUUGUAUUUCGUGUGAUUUACCUCUUAUGAGUACACUUAAUUCAAAAAAAAUAAUAAAAUAAGUUUUUUUUCGAAAAAUUUAUCGAUGACUUGAUCCAUGGCAAAAUUAGGAAGCCUUCCUGAUUUUGCCACGAAUCAUUUUUUGAUCAAAAAAUUUGAAAUUUUUAAUGAAUUCAAUUGUAUUUCGUGUGAUUUACCUCUUAUGAGUACACUUAAUUCAAAAAAAAAUAAUAAAAUAAGUUUUUUUUUCGAAAAAUUUAUCGAUGACUUGAUCCAUGGCAAAAUUAGGAAGCCUUCCUGAUUUUGCCACGAAUCAUUUUUUGAUCGAAAAAUUUGAAAUUUUUAAUAAAUUCAAUUGUAAUUUGUGUGAUUUACCUCUUAUGAGUACACUUAAUUCAAAAAAAUAAUUAAAUAAGUUUUUUUUCGAAAAAUUGAUCGAUGACUUCAUCCAUGGCAAAAUUAGGAAGCCUUCCUGAUUUUGCCACGAAUCAUUUUUUGAUCAAAAAAUUUGAAAUUUUUAAUAAAUUCAAUUGUAUUUCGUGUGAUUUACCUCUUAUGAGUACACUUAAUUCAAAAAAAAUAAUAAAAUAAGUUGUUUUUCGAAAAAUUGAUCGAUGACUUCAUCCAUGGCAAAAUUAGGAAGCCUUCCUGAUUUUGCCACGAAUCAUUUUUUGAUCAAAAAAUUUGAAAUUUUUAAUAAAUUCAAUUGUAAUUUGUGUGAUUUACCUCUUAUGAGUACACUUAAUUCAAAAAAAUAAUUAAAUAAGUUUUUUUUCGAAAAAUUUAUCGAUGACUUGAUCCAUGGCAAAAUUAGGAAGCCUUCCUGAUUUUGCCACGAAUCAUUUUUUGAUCAAAAAAUUUGAAAUUUUUAAUAAAUUCAAUUGUAAUUUGUGUGAUUUACCUCUUAUGAGUACACUUAAUUCAAAAAAAUAAUUAAAUAAGUUUUUUUCGAAAAAUUGAUCGAUGACUUCAUCCAUGGCAAAAUUAGGAAGCCUUCCUGAUUUUGCCACGAAUCAUUUUUUGAUCAAAAAAUUUGAAAUUUUUAAUAAAUUCAAUUGUAAUUUGUGUGAUUUACCUCUUAUGAGUACACUUAAUUCAAAAAAAUAAUUAAAUAAGUUUUUUUUCGAAAAAUUGAUCGAUGACUUCAUCCAUGGCAAAAUUAGGAAGCCUUCCUGAUUUUGCCACGAAUCAUUUUUUGAUCAAAAAAUUUGAAAUUUUUAAUAAAUUCAAUUGUAAUUUGUGUGAUUUACCUCUUAUGAGUACACUUAAUUCAAAAAAAUAAUUAAAUAAGUUUUUUUUCGAAAAAUUUAUCGAUGACUUGAUCCAUGGCAAAAUUAGGAAGCCUUCCUGAUUUUGCCACGAAUCAUUUUUUGAUCGAAAAAUUUGAAAUUUUUAAUAAAUUCAAUUGUAAUUUGUGUGAUUUACCUCUUAUGAGUACACUUAAUUCAAAAAAAAUAAUAAAAUAAGUUUUUUUUUCGAAAAAUUGAUCGAUGACUUGAUCCAUGGCAAAAUUAGGAAGCCUUCCUGAUUUUGCCACGAAUCAUUUUUUGAUCGAAAAAUUUGAAAUUUUUAAUAAAUUCAAUUGUAAUUUGUGUGAUUUACCUCUUAUGAGUACACUUAAUUCAAAAAAAAUAAUAAAAUAAGUUUUUUUUCGAAAAAUUGAUCGAUGACUUGAUCCAUGGCAAAAUUAGGAAGCCUUCCUGAUUUUGCCACGAAUCAUUUUUUGAUCAAAAAAUUUGAAAUUUUUAAUGAAUUCAAUUGUAUUUCGUGUGAUUUACCUCUUAUGAGUACACUUAAUUCAAAAAAAAAUAAUAAAAUAAGUUUUUUUUCGAAAAAUUUAUCGAUGACUUGAUCCAUGGCAAAAUUAGCCUUCCUGAUUUAGCCAUGGGUCAUUUUUCGAUCAAAAAAUUCGAAAUUUUCUAUAAAUUUGAUUGUAAGUCAAUGUUCUGUGGACAAUAAUCACAGAAAAAAGUGAAACUGAAAUAAAUGAGAAGACAGUUACGCCUGGGGGCUAACAGCCCCUAGUAUUUAUUCUUUUAUUCUUGUGCCACGCGGCAAAAUUGACAUUCCCAAAAUUUUCGUUUGAAAUUCUAAUUUUCAAAUUAAAAAUUCCAAAAUGAAAAAGAUUCAAUUUCAAAACGUGAAUUGUUUCCUGUUCGAAAUGAAACAAAAAGUUAGAUUUUCAAAUGUCAAGCAUAAAAUCAUGUUUUGAAAAAGUACUCCAAAAAAUCUCUGAAGCAGUAAAUUGCAAUUUCCUGCGCUUUCUAACUUUUACUCCAAUUUCCAGGGAAUCGAAAAUGUCGAGCUAGUCGAAGAUCGUCUUGAACAUCUCAAAAUUGGAUCAUCUUCCUCCGAAAUGACAAAAAAGUGGACAAAAGAAGAAUUGGAUAGAUUUGUUGAGGAUUAUAUCGAACAAAAUCAAAUGAACAUCUACUAA